AUGAUUUCGAAAGAAUAUCAUAAACAGUAACCUGUGCAACUGGAAUACAAUUAAAUCUAUUGGAUUAAACAAAUGAAUGAGAAUUUCAAUUAUUUAAAUUUUAUUCUCAUUAGACUGAAAAACAGCACUUAUUAACAAAAAGUAGAAAAAUAAAAUGAAAAAUAAGGAAACAAAAAUAUAUCAUUAUUUUAGGUAUUUCCAUUGAAAUCAAAAGUAUUCUUGAUAAAUUGUUAGGGUUGA
Messenger RNA from Paramecium octaurelia, 240 nucleotides. The record is from the annotation of a GenBank genome assembly. Lineage: Eukaryota; Ciliophora; Oligohymenophorea; Peniculida; Parameciidae.